Messenger RNA from Chelonus insularis, 1599 nucleotides. RefSeq names its product transmembrane protein 205. Lineage: Eukaryota; Metazoa; Arthropoda; Insecta; Hymenoptera; Braconidae. Bases 441 to 1385 code for a protein of 314 amino acids. The record is from RefSeq and is a predicted model, not a curated record. The transcript has 4 exons.
UUCUAAUAAUUCAUUAUUUUUAAUAAUCCUAUGCAACUGGCGUUCUUGUUAGUUUGGUCAUUUAUACACUCCUCUUUGCAUACGUUCCCCACUCGUGCAAUUUUACUCCAUAGCCUGUCUGGAUCCCUUCUCUCCAAAGACUUUCCAGCACUGUUCUGCACUGGGAUACCAAUAACGUCAAGUUACCGGCACUAGGGGAGGGGUAAACGUGAAGAUGACGGGUAUAAAUACAAAAUCUUUCUCAAAGACUGACUAGACAGCCGCGACAGAAGUAAGAGUGAUUGUGUUUAUCAGAUAGCAUUGAAAUUAAGUGCAUCUUUUGGGAAUCAUGUAUCUUAUAUGUAAUGUUUAACAGUGAUUAAACGUUUACAUAAUUUAUAUUAUCAACUUUUUUGAAAAAAAAAUAAUAAUUACCAAGUGAAUAUAAAUAUUUUGACAUCAUGUGCGUCCGUACGUGUCCAUCAAAUAAUAAUACACAUCCUGACGAAAUUCAACGUCCAGUUUUACAAACUACUAAAAGUAAAACUACGAAAAAUUUAAAAUAUAAAGAAAAAUAUAGUAAAAAGUAUGAUGAACAAAUGGAGAGAGAAGAGAAAUUUGAAAAAGGAGAAAUUAAUAAUCAUGAUGAUUACGUUUCAUCAGAUAUUUUAGCACUUAUAAUGAUUAAAUAUAAAAUCAUAAUUGCUUUUCUUGCAAGAUAUUGUAAAAUUAAUGAAAAAUCUAUGCUAUACAAAGUUCUUUUUACAACAACACAACCAGGUCAUGUCAUUAUGAUUGUUGCUGUUCUAAGUAUUUUGUCAGUAGUUAAUUCAGCAUCUGUAAAUAAUAAAAUUACACCUUCUGAAAAAUCGAAUUCUCAAAUAAUGUCUUUCAUUUAUCUAACAUCAUUUGUUGUACACUUUGGAAGUCAAAUUUGGAUGACAUUUGUAUCAGGAUUAUCAUUAUACUUUGCACUACCAAGACAUGUAUUCAAUGAUGUCCAACGAGUACUCUUUCCACGAUACUUCACGAUGAAUGCUUGUCUAAGUUUUAUCACGCUUUUAAUUUUUGUUAAACAUCAUCCAGUUUAUACUUGGGAUACUGAAAUAGCAGUUCAAGUUGGUGGAAUGUUGAUAGUUUUAUUCUUAGAACUAUUUAUACGUUUAUAUUUUACACCACCACUAUUACAUCUUAUGAUAGAAAAGAAAGCGAUAGAAUUUGCAGCAGGAAAUGGUAAUGAAAUAGGUUAUCAAAAUUUAUCAACUCUCAAACAUUGCCCACAUUAUAUGAAAAUUUACAAAGCAUUUCGAAAAACACAUUCUUUUAUUGCUGUGGGUAAUAUUCUUACAAUGGCUUGUACGUUGUUACAUUUACAUUAUAUUGCAAGUAAACUUGUUUUACUCUAGUAUUAUUGUGUAAAUAUUAUUAUCGUCAUUAUCAUUAUAAUCAUCGUCACCAUCAUUAUUAUAAUUAUAAUAAGAAUGAUUAAAAAAAAUAUGUAUUAACAAAUUUUCAAUAUUUAAUUGUAAGCAAUAUCUGAAAUUUUGUACAUCAAUACUGCUUUUUUUUUUAUUUUAUUUAAAUUAAUUUUAUUUUAUUCAACUGUAGCCAAAUUCAUUU